Molecule: messenger RNA, 1237 nt
Organism: Oncorhynchus kisutch (coho salmon)
Lineage: Eukaryota; Metazoa; Chordata; Actinopteri; Salmoniformes; Salmonidae
Product: melanocyte-stimulating hormone receptor
Exons: 1
Coding region: 194-1210 (338 amino acids)
Biological process (GO): G protein-coupled receptor signaling pathway
Cellular component (GO): membrane
Molecular function (GO): melanocyte-stimulating hormone receptor activity
Source: RefSeq, a predicted model, not a curated record
GUGACCUAAACUACUUUCACCUCACACAUUCUGUGCUCUUUUUUUUCCUGCGGUCACAGUCCAGUUGAAUAGGAUAGGAUGUCUAUAGAAUAACUAGUUACUUCUGUUACACUAUAGAGACCACAAAGAAAAUAUUUCAAGGCAUUUUAUUUCCACCUCAUUCAGCAGCCUAUUACAGCAGAGAGCAGCAGACAUGAUGGACAACACGUCUCAACAUAACUUCAUCAUGCACCACCACAUGGAGCUGAGCACCCUCACCGUGUACAGUGAGAACAGCACCAACAACACCGGCGCCAGGGAGCAGAACUCUACGACCUGCUCGCUCCGCAUUCCACAGGAGCUAUUCCUGACGCUGGGCCUCAUUAGUCUGGUGGAGAACAUUUUAGUGGUGCUGGCCAUCAUCAAGAACCGCAAUCUGCACUCGCCCAUGUACUACUUCAUAUGCUGCCUGGCCGUCUCCGACAUGCUGGUCAGCGUUGCCAACGUGGUGGAGACCAUAGUCAUGUUGCUCACCGAACACGGGCUGCUAGUUGUCACACCUGAAAUGCUGCGGCACCUGGACAACGUCAUCGACAUCAUGAACUGCAGCUCGGUGGUGUCGUCGCUGUCCUUCCUGUGCACCAUCGCCGCCGAUCGAUACAUCACCAUAUUUUACGCGCUGCAUUACCACAGCAUUAUGACCACGCAGCGCGCCGUGACCAUCAUCGCGAUGGUGUGGCUGACCAGCAUCACCGCCAGCAUACUUUUUAUUGUCUACCACUCGCACACCGCCGUCAUUGUAUGCCUCGUCACCUUCUUCUGCAUCACUCUCGUCUUCACCGCUGUGCUCUACAUGCACAUGUUCAUCCUGGCGCACGUGCACUCGCGGCGCAUCAUGGCCAUCUACAAGUCUCGCCGCCAGGGCACGAGCAUGAAGGGCGCCAUCACGCUCACUAUCCUGCUAGGGGUCUUCAUCCUCUGCUGGGGACCCUUCUUCCUCCACCUUAUUCUCAUCCUCACCUGCCCCACGACCCCCUUCUGCACCUGCUUUUUCAGCUACUUCAACCUCUUUCUCAUCCUCAUCAUCUGUAACUCUCUCAUCGACCCUCUCAUCUACGCCUAUAGGAGCCAGGAGCUGCGCAAGACACUCAAGGAGCUGCUCUUCUGCUCCUGCGUCACCUUUCGAUGCGAUUCCAUACUUGAGUGUCUAUUUCCAUGGAAGUUCACGUGACUGCAGGAUUUGUUCAGGAAUAAAAGA